AUGGAUAUUGAGACAGCUAACGCUAUUGCAGAUGAAGAACCAUUUUUCCUCACCCAACAGAACACUGCCCGCCCGCUCGCUCAAGUUCGAUCGGCCAACGGUGAGAGCUUUGGACUCCUUCACCGGAACGACACCGAAAAUGAGGAUCUGAGGGGAGUGAUUGACGAUCUUACCAUUGAGAACAAGAGGUUGAAACAUCUGCUGAAAAAUGCGCCUGGCAAUAAGAAAACCUUUACAUCCAGCCCAGAUAAAAUUCUCGAGAUUCGUACGCAUGGGCUGCCACCGGACAAGAAGCGAGAACUGGAACAACUCUUGAAGAAAUUUACCCUUGGAAUCACCGAGGCUAGCCCUUCGUUCGCAACCGAUUUCAUCGAUCCUGCAAGCAACCAUGCAGGUUCGAAAGCGACGCUUCCCACUACGACUACAUCCGCAAUUGAUUCGGGGUAUGCCUCCAACACUACGUCAGCAGUCAAACCAGCGUCGAAUGCUACGGAUCCCGUCACCCAUGGUAAUAGAGACAGAGAAAUAAAGGAUUACCUUCACGAUAUUCCCAACUCUCUUCUUCCAAAGAGCACUCUUGCUAUCAAUGAAGAUGCGAGAAUGGCAUUGGUGGUGCAGCGGCUCGAACAACUCUUUUUGGGCAAAUCUGCAGUCCCGGGCGAACACAGCUUUUCGGUUCAACAGCAAAAAAUCUCUCGAUCAGCCGCACGAGCGGACCGUCGAGAAGACAUGAAACAAAACAGGGCUAUCAGUGGCAAAGGUUUACGUGAAGCGAUGAUGCUACCCCAUGACACCAAAGCGGUUCUUGAACUUGGUGGGGAUGAAUGCAAUAGCGGACCAGCUGAUGUUAAGCCCAAACACGACCCAGGAUCUGAAUCGACAUCAGAUGCUGCCGGUGCUUCUGAAGAUAGCUCUCCUAGCCAGCGACCUACUCGACCACUUGAUCUCGAUAUCGAACGUGCCCAAAUCGUGGAGGAUAAUAUCAAUUAUAUUCGGCAUCUCGGAUUUACGACACCUCCCGAAAGCCACUCAGGUGAUAAGAAGGAGCAGCCAUGGAUCUUUCUGAAUCUCUUGGUCGGUAUGGCGCAGUUACAUACACUGAACGUUACGCCCGCUUUCAUUCGCAAAGCUCUGAAGAAGCUAAGUUCUCGGUUCGAGAUCUCGGAGGAUCAGCAGAAAAUCCGUUGGAAGGGAAGCUACGGUGAGAAUUCUGACGCGCCUCUACAACAAAGUCCAAGCUUAGGGACACAAUCGAUGUCAGACCAUCCAGGGGACGAGACUGGUGGAAGAAGUCGCAGGAGUGCUACGAGUACUCUUAAUGGGCAGAAUUCAAUGUCGACCGUGGAGGGAAGAGUCGCGCGGAACGGCAAUUCCAAGAGCAUGCACUCGUCCAACUCCACUCUGCCUAAGUCUGGACUUUCAUCUCACCCCUCAAGAUCGUCGGCCUUCGGUUACAAGCCAAUUGUGUACAAAGGCAAACGAAGUCAUGUGACACGAUCCUACCUUGAUUCUCCCAGUUUGAGCGAGAGUGAUACGCCACGUUCAAAGAGGGCAGGAAAUGGCGCAAGCCCACGAGUCGCAAGAUCUAACAAAGACGACCAUGAAGGAGUCGUAACAUUCUUCAAUCACUCUUUCUUUUGUGAGGAUUUGAGUGGCGAUGGAGAUCUCAGUAAUGGGGACUCCGAGCCAUUUGUGGCUUCAAAGAAUGUUUUGGGACUAGGUGAUGCGUUCUUUUUGGAAAACGACAACCUUCGAGACCCUCAAGCCUGCUAUUUCAACCACGGCGACGGAUCACAAGAUCAGGUUGAAGACUUUCCUGAGGGGUAUUAUUCUGAACUUAACAUAUCCUUGGGUACUAUCACCAGUGCCGGAGAGGACGAAACUCAGCCGCCAGAACUUCCUGCGUCGGGCAUAGGAGGUGUGAAGCCUGAAGAGAACUUUGCGAUCGACGUCAAGAUCCUUAGGACGAGAGAGCAGCUUUUGCCGCAGUCGAAGGCCCCGCUGUGGAGAGGAUGCGGUAUCACAAAAAGACCACGAUCUUCUUUCCGUUACCAAAUCAUUGGGUAUCAAAAAUUGGAUUUGCGGCCAUCCCGACUACCACCGCCGAGUUACAUUUUCUUCACGUCGAGCUCUACUUCUGGUGCUGAUGGAGGAAUCGGUUCCAGCAGCUCGAGUGACACGUCCUCUGAAGCCGACGAGUCUGCGGCACCAGCAGGCUAUAUGUGGCAGUGGACUUCGAGUUCACAGGAAGUUUUAGGCGAGGAAGAAGAUUCGGAUUCCAUCUCGGGUGACAGCUUGAUGUCUGAUGUUAUACAGACGGGUCAAGAAAUACAACGGAAUUCCGCGCAAGAACAAGAAGACAUGGUUUUUCAACCUCAAAGAAUAGUCAGCGGCAGUUUGGUAGCGACUGUUGGAGCCAGUUGCAGCGCGGCCUCGAUGGGAGACCGUCAAUAA
Messenger RNA from Exophiala bonariae, 2454 nucleotides. RefSeq lists its product as uncharacterized. Gene Ontology annotation, cellular component: cytoplasm; nucleus. Lineage: Eukaryota; Fungi; Ascomycota; Eurotiomycetes; Chaetothyriales; Herpotrichiellaceae. The coding region runs from base 1 to 2454 and encodes 817 amino acids. Gene Ontology annotation, biological process: regulation of DNA-templated transcription; circadian rhythm. The record is from RefSeq and is a predicted model, not a curated record. The transcript is spliced from 2 exons.